AUGUUCGCUAUUAUCGUUGGCGGCUCGCUAUUUAUCGUCGCGUUACUCCUGAGCCUGCGCCGCUUUAAUUCUCCGAUGCCACUGCUGAUACAGUGUAGUGCAGCAAUCAGCGCCGCCUGCCAUCCGACGACAUCUAGCAUGGACGACACCGCUGACCACGCGCUUAAACCUGUGCAGUGGGGCGAGAUUCCGGGAAUCUACUCAGAUCGAGGCCCGAUGGUUUUUUCGCAUCAGAUUGAGAGUGAUUAUGAUGCCGGUGGGGAUAGGAGUGCCAAUGAGGAGCUGCAACAGAUGCUGCCGAUCGCAGGUCCUAAUGAUUCGACUAGCACUGGUGCUGCGAUAAUGCAGCUGUAUCAUUGUACUUUUACGUCGGAGGAUGUGUGUGAACCGAGGAAAGGGCGUGUCUAUGCGUAA
Messenger RNA from Penicillium coprophilum, 414 nucleotides. RefSeq lists its product as uncharacterized. Lineage: Eukaryota; Fungi; Ascomycota; Eurotiomycetes; Eurotiales; Aspergillaceae. The record is from RefSeq and is a predicted model, not a curated record. The coding region runs from base 1 to 414 and encodes 137 amino acids. The transcript has a single exon.